This is a messenger RNA of Lindgomyces ingoldianus, 732 nucleotides long. Its product is annotated as ribosomal protein L1. Gene Ontology annotation, cellular component: large ribosomal subunit. The annotation marks the transcript as partial. The record is from RefSeq and is a predicted model, not a curated record. Gene Ontology annotation, biological process: translation. Lineage: Eukaryota; Fungi; Ascomycota; Dothideomycetes; Pleosporales; Lindgomycetaceae. Gene Ontology annotation, molecular function: RNA binding; structural constituent of ribosome. The transcript is spliced from 3 exons.
CAGAAGAAAAAGAAGACCAGAAAUACCUUUAUUCAAUAUGACCUGAAGAAGGCAGAGCAGUUCUCGCUGGUAGAUGCUAUGCAGUAUAUCCGCGCCUUCGAGGUCGGACGUAGUCCUACGUCGUCGAAAUACGAAAUGCAUGUCAAACUGCGCACAUUGAAGAAUGGCCCUGUGGUGCGGAAUCGGUUACGGCUCCCCCAUCCCGUCAAGACUGAUCUUCGAAUUUGUGUGAUAUGUCCUCCUGACUCGAAGGCUGCGACAGAGGCUAGGGCUGCUGGUGCCACGUUAGUUGGGGAGGACGAGAUUUUCGCCCAGAUAAAGGAGGGUGUAAUUGAGUUCGACAGAUGUCUAUGUCAUAUGGACUCCCUACAGAAGAUGAACAAGGCACAGCUAGGAAGAAUUUUGGGUCCCAGGGGACUAAUGCCAAAUGCGAAGACGGGAACAGUGGUGAAGGAUAUAGGGGGCACUGUCAGGAACAUGGUUGGUGGCAGCGAGUAUAGGGAGAGGAUGGGCGUGAUACGUAUGGCGAUUGGCCAGCUGGGAUUUACGCCCGAGGAGAUGCAGAGGAAUAUCAAGGCAUUCAUGGAUACUUUGAAGAAGGAUCUUGCACAAUUAAGCGAUAGAAUAUCGAAAGACAUACACGAAGUGGUACUCAGCUCAACAAAUUCACCUGGCUUCAGUCUGAACGGCGAAUUUCGGGGCGCGAACUCGAUACCGACUCAGGAUUUAUCC